Verticillium dahliae VdLs.17 is the source of this 804-nucleotide messenger RNA. RefSeq lists its product as uncharacterized. The record is from RefSeq and is a predicted model, not a curated record. The coding region runs from base 1 to 804 and encodes 267 amino acids. The transcript is spliced from 3 exons. Lineage: Eukaryota; Fungi; Ascomycota; Sordariomycetes; Glomerellales; Plectosphaerellaceae.
AUGACCUGCUCGAUUGGGGUGAAUUCCCGAGGCGGCAAAAGGCGUGCCAAGGCGCUGAAGAUCAGACAGGUGAUGCCUUCAAUACAAUGUUCGGGGGUUGGAAGCAAGGGUGAUGCAGCACCUGAGACAGUCCCGGAAGACAAAUACUCAGGAAAAGCUCAUGACUCAACUAGCAUUGCAGCCAAGACGCACUCCGUACCUACAGCUACAGGAUUGGCAACAUCCCUAAGUCAAACACGAGUGCAGACGAUCAUGCGGGCAACAGCAUCGGCUGAACACACCGUGACCUGGUCGCAAGCUGGGUCUACUGAGGGAAGUCGCCUGGGGCGAAGGUGUGAGGACGACGAUAUUACUGCCGCGCCUCCUUCGCCUCUUAGUCCGAUACGGAUGACCAGGGGUAAUUACACCGAGGCCGAGGGCCGUGAUUCACGGCCAGUAUUGAGUGCGAUGCCCGAUGACACGGGGUCAGCCAAGGAGGGCGGUGCGCGACAAGGCCCGCUCCUUCAGCCCGACCAUGGCCCAAGCCUCCUCACAAACGACAACAAUCAAAGUCGUUGGCCUUCGUUCACAUUUUGUGGUCUCAACGCAAAAAUUCGCGAGAGAUCGCUUGAAAGCGAAAUUCUGGUCUUGCGUGGAUGCCGGCAUAGCUUCCACGCCCGCUGCCUCACGUCGUGGUUUCUCCAAGAUGGCUUCAACUGCCCGCUGUGCCGGACACCCUUCUGGAUGCAGCCUGAAGCGAUGGCGCGGGCGGUGCAGCGGCCCUCGAACGCGGGCGUACCACAUGGCGGGAACCUGCAGGCGUAA